UUUCUGAGUUGGAUGGCUCUGCUCAGACAGAGAGAGAGAGAGGUUGCAAAGGAGAAUUAGAGACAGAAAGCAAGGAAUGCAAUGGAAAGGAAGCUUCUUCUAACCAGAAAUAGAGACUGUUGAGGUUUUGUAUGAAAUCUGCGGGACAACACUAGCUCUUUAUUUCUCUGAAGCAAGACAGAGAUGCCAUCUAGUUCCUUCUUCUUCUUCUUAGCUAUUGAAGUGAAUGCUCUUCAUGCUGCUUCAGGAACUCAGGAUUUUGGAUUUGGAAUUGCGUGUCCUCUUGGCUAUUUCCCUUGCGGGAAUAUCACAAAAUGUUUGCCUCAGCCCCUUCACUGCAAUGGGAUAGAUGACUGUGGGAAUCACGCAGAUGAAGAGAACUGUGGUGAUAACAGUGGAUGGUCUCAGCAGCUGGAUGCAAUUUAUGAUAAAAAGGCUUUCCAAUAUUCCUUGGACUUGGAAACAGAUGAAUGCUUGGUUGGUUCUGUGCCAAUAGAAUGUUUGUGCCGUGGUUUAGAGCUUGACUGCGAUGGUGCUGGUUUGCUCGUCAUUCCUUCGGUCUCUUCUAAUGUAACUAUGAUGUCCCUACAAGGGAAUCAGCUGAGAAAGCUUAUUGCCAAUGUUUUCAAAAAAUAUCAGGAUCUUCAAUACCUGUACCUUCAAAAUAAUAACAUAAGUUUUGUGUCAGGACAUGCUUUCAGAGGACUCUAUAAUCUGACAAAGCUAUAUCUGAGUCACAACAAGAUAACCUUUUUGAAACCCCAUGUCUUUGAAGAUCUACAUAAACUUGAAUGGCUCAUAAUUGAAAACAAUACAAUAAAAUGUGUCUCACCACUAACCUUUUAUGGGCUGAACUCACUAAUUCUCCUAGUUCUGAUGAACAAUUCUCUUGCCCAGUUGCCUGAUAAACAUCUUUGUCAACAUAUGCCAAGGAUAAACUGGCUGGACUUUGAAGGCAACCAUAUCCACAAUUUCGGGAACGUCACUUUCAUCUCCUGUAGGAGUUUAACAGUCCUUGUUUUGAGAAGAAACAAAAUCAGCUCUGUAAAUGAAAAUAGCUUCUCUGCUCUUCGGAGAUUAGCUGAACUAGACUUGGCUAACAACAAGAUCAAAUCACUUCCUCAACACCUAUUUAAGGAUCUGAAAGAACUCUCACAGCUAAAUCUUUCAUACAAUCCAAUCCAGAAAAUAGAAGCAAACCAGUUCGAUUAUCUUAUUAAACUCAAUUCACUAAGCCUAGAAGGCAUUGAAAUUACAAAUAUCCAAAGAAGAAUGUUCAGCCCACUUAAAGAUCUUUCCCAUAUAUAUUUCAAAAAAUUUCAGUAUUGUGGCUAUGCUCCCCAUGUACGCAGCUGCAAACCAAAUACUGAUGGAAUCUCCUCCUUUGAGAACCUCUUGGCCAGCAUUAUACAGAGAGUAUUUGUCUGGGUUGUGUCUGCUGUCACUUGCUUCGGAAACAUCUUUGUCAUCUGCAUGCGUCCUUACAUUCAGUCGGAGAACAAACUCCACGCUCUGUCAAUAAUGUCACUCUGCUGUGCAGAUUGCCUCAUGGGAAUAUACUUGUUUAUGAUUGGAGCCUUUGACCUGAAAUAUCGUGGGGAGUACAAUAAGCAUGCUCAGUUGUGGAUGGACAGUAUCCACUGUCAGCUGGUGGGAUCUCUGGCUGUCUUAUCUACAGAAGUAUCCGUUUUAUUGCUAACCUACCUGACUUUGGAAAAAUACAUCUGCAUAGUUUACCCAUUUAGAUUCUUGAAGCCAGGAAAAUAUAGGACAAUUUCCAUAUUAGUUCUCAUCUGGAUGAUAGGGUUUGUAGUUGCUUUUAUUCCACUCAGCAAUAAGGAUUUUUUCCAUAACUACUAUGGCACUAAUGGUGUCUGUUUCCCUCUCCACUCUGAGCAGUCUGAAAGUACUGGAGGUCAGAUUUAUUCUGUCAUAAUUUUCCUAGGUGUAAAUUUGGUAGCGUUUAUCAUCAUAGUAUUCUCCUAUGGAAGUAUGUUUUAUAGCGUUCAUCAGACAGCGAUUACUGCAAUGGAAAUCCAGAAUCAUGUGAAGAAAGAGAUGACCCUUGCCAAACGCUUUUUCUUCAUCGUAUUUACUGAUGCACUAUGCUGGAUACCCAUAUUUACACUAAAAUUGCUUUCCUUACUUCAAGUAGAAAUUCCAGGUUCUAUAACUUCCUGGGUUGUGAUUUUUAUAUUACCAAUAAAUAGUGCCUUGAACCCUCUUCUCUAUACAUUAACCACUAGGCCGUUCAAGGAAAUGAUUAAUCAUGUUUGGCACAAUUACAAACAAAGAAGGUCCUUGGGAGGCAAAAACAGCCAGAAAAUGUAUGGUCCAUCAUUUAUCUGGGUAGAGAUGUGGCCUACGGAAGAUACCUCACCAGAGUUGACAAAUCCUGCCAAUUUUACAGAUUCCUCUGAGAGUUAAAUAAGUUGACAUUCAGCAAGCCUGA
Lacerta agilis (Sand lizard) is the source of this 2452-nucleotide messenger RNA. It is a transcript of the gene RXFP1, whose product is annotated as relaxin family peptide receptor 1. Gene Ontology annotation, biological process: G protein-coupled receptor signaling pathway. Bases 184 to 2427 code for a protein of 747 amino acids. Gene Ontology annotation, cellular component: membrane. The transcript is spliced from 18 exons. NCBI's taxonomy places the organism in Eukaryota, Metazoa, Chordata, Lepidosauria, Squamata, Lacertidae. The record is from RefSeq and is a predicted model, not a curated record. Gene Ontology annotation, molecular function: G protein-coupled receptor activity; protein binding.